This is a messenger RNA of Sabethes cyaneus, 1167 nucleotides long. RefSeq names its product odorant receptor 63a-like. Gene Ontology annotation, biological process: sensory perception of smell; detection of chemical stimulus involved in sensory perception of smell. The transcript has 4 exons. Gene Ontology annotation, cellular component: plasma membrane. Bases 1 to 1167 code for a protein of 388 amino acids. Gene Ontology annotation, molecular function: odorant binding; olfactory receptor activity. The record is from RefSeq and is a predicted model, not a curated record. Lineage: Eukaryota; Metazoa; Arthropoda; Insecta; Diptera; Culicidae.
AUGUUGCACACCGAAAAGUCGAAACCAUUCCGCCAGGAAGUCCUCUCCGUCGGGCUAAUGUUCCUGCGGAUCGUUGGGCUCUGGGGUACGGACAGUCGAAAGUGGUACCGCUUAAUGGUAAUUUGGUUCGUCAUUAUUACGCUGCCGCCGAAGAUGAUUUUGGGUUCCGGUAAGGACACCUUCGAAUCCUUUGCGCGCAACGUAACGGAGGUCAUAUUUACCUGUGAGAACUGUGCGUGGAUCGUUAUUUUCGCCUAUCGACGAGAAUCGUUUCAGUUGCUUGUGGAAACUCUGGAAUGCUUCCUCAACCGAGAUUGGUCCAGUGAAUUGCGAGUGCAAAUCGAAACCUUUAUCGGACAGAUGCAUAAAUUAGCCAAAUACUAUGCCGUCUACAUUGGUGUCAUGUCGUUGUUCUUUAUUAGCAUCCCUAUUGUGUCCACAGUGGUGAAGUUGUGCUACUACACCAAAGCAGAGCGGGGUGAAUUCUUUUUGGUUACUGAAACAAAUUUUUAUGGACUCGACACUCGACGCGAUUUGGUACCCUAUGUUAUUUUUACGAUCCUUGGCACCGUGGGCGGUUCCUGCUGUGGAUUCACCGUGCUGCUCAAAGGCGUAAUUGCCCAGGUCGCCAUCCGAUAUGGGGCGAAAUUGUUCGAAAUAGUUUCCAAAAGGAUCAACGCCAUGGAGCAAAUGGCUGAGCCGGACCAACGUAAACGUGAAUUGCUGGAAAUCAUUGAGCUACAUAAUCUAGCGUUGAAAUACUUGCGUCACUUGGAAUUCACCAUUAGUAUCUCGUUACUAAACAUAACGCUCAGCUGUUUGUUUAUGUGGUGCUUGUUGAUGUUUUACCUUUCAAAGGAUGCUGGCGGCCCAAAUGGUGUUUGUGUCCUGAUUCUUUUCAUUGUAACACUGGUAGAGAUGACUAUUUACAGUGUAAAUGGUACUAAUUUACAGAAUAAGGCCUAUGAAGUAGCAAAUGCAAUAUACCAAUACCCGUGGCAUAGGGAAUCGAUUGGAAUGCAACAAGCAGUAAGGUUUAUAAUACAGAAAGCCCAACGACCAGCCGGAAUAACGGCCGGUAAAUUUCAUUACAUCGAUCUACAACAGUUGGGUUCAAUGAUUCAAGCUAGCUACUCUUACUAUUUGAUACUGAAGGAUAGAUUUUAA